AUGGGAAAACACUAUAUUGUAGAUGAGAAAUCAUAGUGUCAUGAAGCAGAAUAUGCCAUUAAAAAAGGAAUAAAUGUAACAUUAUCAGCACAGAAUCUCAUGGAUUGGAUUGUAGGUUUGGUGAAGUAGGAGGAGGAGCAUGAGAUGAUUCAUGGGAAUUUCAUGAAACUACAAGUGCAUAUAUGUAUGCGAGAAAUUAAGGGAUUUUAACUGAGUCUGAAUAUCCAUAUACUGGCAAAUCCCAUAGCUGGUGUAAAUACUCAUGAUUUGCAUCAUGGAGUAUUAUAUCGUGCAUUAAGCAUGACGGUGUAAAUUUGUGUUUUUACUAUUCAUUACGAGAACAUUCUUUAUAAGUAAUAGUUGAUGCUAGUAGAUGGUAAUCUUAUAGUUCUGGAGUAUUAUCUGUUUGUAGUUUUAUAUAUAAAAAAGCAAAUUACUUUUCAUUAGUUAUUGGUUAAGAUGGAUUUGAUAAUUGGAGAGUUCAAGCAUCAUUUGGAAUAUCUUGGGGAGAAUUUGGAACUAUUAGAUUAGCAUCAGGAAAUACUAGUGGUCUACAAUUGUUUUUUUGUAAGAUUGUGGCAUAAAAUAAAUUUUCCCAUAUUUACAUGCAUAAUCAAAAUUGCAAAUUAUAUGUUUUUGAAAAGGAAUUUUUAUUUUUUUAUAAAAUACCAUAAUCAUUAAAUCAAUUCUAAAACUAUAUUUAAAAAAAAAAAGAAGUUUUGUUUUAUAUAUAAUUCAAUAUUAUUUAAAUUUCAAUUUUAAAACUAAAAAUAAUUUAAUUUUUAUAAUUAUUAAGGUGAUCAUUAUAAUAAUAGCACUCAAAAGAUAAUUAAUUAAAAUUUUAUAGAUUAUUAAAAAGAUCAAUUUAAGGUAUUCUACAUACUGUUUUAGUUAAGCUUACCCAAAAUUUUCUUUUUUUACUUAAGUCUAUUUUAAUUCUAAAGUAAUUAUUUUUUGUUUUAAAUUACUUAUUUUUAUCAAUUAUUUUUACUGCAAUCUCUUUCUCACCAUAAAAAAUUAUCAUGA
Molecule: messenger RNA, 1026 nt
Organism: Paramecium primaurelia
Lineage: Eukaryota; Ciliophora; Oligohymenophorea; Peniculida; Parameciidae
Source: the annotation of a GenBank genome assembly